Messenger RNA from Lutzomyia longipalpis, 999 nucleotides. RefSeq names its product craniofacial development protein 2-like. Lineage: Eukaryota; Metazoa; Arthropoda; Insecta; Diptera; Psychodidae. Bases 1 to 999 code for a protein of 332 amino acids. The transcript has 2 exons. The record is from RefSeq and is a predicted model, not a curated record.
AUGCUCGGCGUGGGCUUCCUGGUCAGCCGUAAAGUGAAGCCCGCGGUAAUCGGCUUUAAACCGAUAAGUGAGAGGCUGUGCACUCUGCGCGUGCGAGGCAAAUUCCAGAACAUCAGCCUCAUAAAUGUUCAUGCCCCUACGGAGGAUUCCAGCGAGUCGGAAAAGGAUAACCUCUACGAUUUGGUGGAACAAGCCCUCAACGCCUGCCCAAGAUAUGAUGUCAAAAUCGUUCUUGGGGACAUGAAUGCAAAGAUAGGGAGGGAACCAGUCCACAGGCGGUAUACUGGUGACCAUAGCUUGCAUGAGAACUCCAAUGACAAUGGACAACGCAUCAUCAAUCUCGCCGCUGCACACAACCUGGUGGUUGGGAGUACCCGGUUCGCGCGGAAAAACAUCUACAAAGCCACUUGGGCUUCACCGGAUGGAAUAACCUUCAACCAGAUUGACCACGUGCUGAUCGACCGCCGACAUCAAACGUCCCUACUGAACGUGAGAACGUUCCGUGGAGCAAACGUCGAUUCUGACCACUUCCUCGUUGGGGCUGUGUUCAGAGCUCGGGUGGCCACCUUCAAAGGGGUGGCAGCAACAAAGUCGGUGAAGAUCAACAUAGAAGCACUGAAAAAUGAGCAGCUUCGUGCAAAAUAUGCAGAGGAAGUUGAUGCCGCCCUUGCAAAUAAUGCAAGUGGACCUGGAGACGGGAUGCCCAUCAACGACAUGUGGGAGCAUGUUAAGAGCGUCGUCAUUGGGAAGGCCUCCACCACCCUUGGCCUCGGUCGGAAAGCAGAUCGGAACGACUGGUUCGACGAUGAAUGCAAGCUAGCCACUGAGCAAAAGAAUGCAGCAUACCGAGCUAUGCUGAGUUCAAGAACACGAUCACGCCUCCUUCCGCAGAAGGACAAAAAUAUUGGAAGUAAUUUGCUUUGGCCAUUUGUACCCAAUUUGGCAGCCGCAGAGCAAACAAAAAAGGCAUUUGCCGAAAAACCAACAAUUUCCACAUAA